This is a messenger RNA of Humulus lupulus (European hop), 1826 nucleotides long. Its product is annotated as guanosine nucleotide diphosphate dissociation inhibitor 1. Gene Ontology annotation, molecular function: Rab GDP-dissociation inhibitor activity. Gene Ontology annotation, cellular component: cytoplasm. The transcript is spliced from 12 exons. NCBI's taxonomy places the organism in Eukaryota, Viridiplantae, Streptophyta, Magnoliopsida, Rosales, Cannabaceae. The coding region runs from base 145 to 1479 and encodes 444 amino acids. Gene Ontology annotation, biological process: protein transport; vesicle-mediated transport; small GTPase-mediated signal transduction. The record is from RefSeq and is a predicted model, not a curated record.
UCAUCAUCAUCAUCAUCCUCCAAUUAUAUAUGUCGAACACAACAGAAGAAGACAGUCAAUAGACGAAAGAGGAAUACCAAAACCCUAAAAAGAAGAGAAGAGAGUUCCCAAACCCAUUCUAUCUCUGCGAUCCGAUCGGAAGCCAUGGAUGAAGAAUAUGACGUCAUCGUCUUAGGCACGGGUCUCAAGGAGUGCAUCCUCAGUGGUCUUCUCUCCGUUGACGGCCUCAAGGUCCUCCACAUGGAUAGAAAUGAUUACUAUGGAGGCGAGUCUACGUCUCUUAAUCUUAUUCAGCUGUGGAAGAGGUUCAGGGGCAAUGAUAAGCCACCAGCUCAUUUGGGUUCUAGUAGGGAUUACAAUGUAGACAUGAUCCCUAAGUUUAUGAUGGCAAAUGGAACUCUAGUUCGUGUCCUUAUUCAUACAGAUGUCACCAAGUACUUGUACUUUAAAGCAGUGGAUGGGAGCUUUGUUUAUAACAAAGGAAAGAUUCAUAAAGUUCCAGCAACAGACAUGGAGGCUCUGAAAUCUCCCCUUAUGGGUAUAUUUGAGAAACGCCGCGCUCGCAAGUUCUUCAUAUAUGUUCAAGACUAUGAUGAAAAGGAUCCCAAGACGCAUGAUGGAAUGGACUUAACAAGAGUGACAACUAGAGAACUGAUAGCGAAAUAUGGUCUUGACGACAAUACUGUGGACUUUAUUGGCCAUGCAUUAGCUCUUCAAAGGGAUGACCGUUACCUAAAUGAACCUGCACUGGAUACCGUGAAAAGAAUGAAGCUUUAUGCUGAGUCUCUUGCACGUUUUCAAGGAGGAUCGCCAUAUAUAUAUCCUUUAUAUGGACUGGGAGAGCUUCCACAGGCCUUUGCACGGCUUAGUGCAGUUUAUGGAGGGACAUAUAUGUUGAAUAAACCUGAGUGCAAGGUUGAGUUCAAUGAGGAGGGAAAAGUCAUUGGGGUCACAUCUGAAGGUGAAACUGCUAGAUGCAAAAAGGUUGUGUGUGAUCCAUCAUACUUGCAAAACAAGGUUAGAAAGGUUGGUAAGGUUGCAAGGGCAAUUGCCAUCAUGAGCCAUCCAAUACCGAACACCAAUGAUUCUCACUCAGUACAGGUUAUCUUGCCACAGAAGCAGUUGGGUCGCCAAUCAGACAUGUAUCUUUUCUGUUGUUCUUACUCUCACAAUGUUGCUCCAAAAGGAAAAUUUAUUGCAUUUGUAUCGACUGACGCAGAGACAGACAAUCCAGAGUCUGAGCUGAAACCUGGAAUUGAUCUUCUUGGGCCUGUCGACGAGAUAUUUUUUGAUAUUUAUGACAGAUAUGAACCAGUCAAUGAACCCACACUGGACAAUUGCUUUAUAUCAACAAGUUAUGAUGCUACAACACACUUCGAGUCGACUGUGUUGGAUGUACUCAACAUGUACACCCUGAUUACUGGGAAGGUUCUUGACCUCAGCGUGGACUUGAGUGCUGCUAGUGCUGCGGAAGAAUGAGAAACACACACACCCACACCCCUCUCCUCUCCUUUUGGUGGGAUUGGGGGGGCCUUUCCUUGCAUCAAAAUUCAAAAUUAUUAUGCAUGCUUUCGCAACAGGAGUGGAACUGGAUUAAUUUUUUUUCUGUGUUUUAUUAUUAUGUUAUAAAAAUUUAAAAUGGUUAUGUCAGGUCAUGUAGAUUUCAGACAAAAUUUGGCUAUGUAUUUGUGGCAACUUGUUUGUAUUCCAUGGUCUUUCCUUUGGUCAUGUCGUAUACUCAUAACUCAAUACAUUCCAAUUUGGAAUGAUAAUAUGAUGAAAUUUCCAUCUGCUGACGAAAAAAAGAAUGGCUUUUUUAUUGUUUA